Carya illinoinensis is the source of this 819-nucleotide messenger RNA. RefSeq lists its product as uncharacterized. Lineage: Eukaryota; Viridiplantae; Streptophyta; Magnoliopsida; Fagales; Juglandaceae. The record is from RefSeq and is a predicted model, not a curated record. Bases 1 to 819 code for a protein of 272 amino acids. The transcript is spliced from 2 exons.
AUGGAGGUUUCAUGUCGGGGCUUCAAGGUGGAAGAUGUUUUUAGGGGCUGCAUCACUGUUUCUCAUCUUCUCUUCGCAAAUGACACUUUACUUUUCAAUGAUGCUAAUCAGGAUCAUCUUCGAGCUUUAAGAGCUUUAUUGUUAUGCUUUGAAGCUGUUUUUGGGCUUGGAAUAAAUUUAAAUAAGUCCGAAAUCGUCCCUGUGGGUUCAGUCAGCAAUAUUUAUGAUUUGGCCAAUAUUAUGGGCUGUAAAGUAUCUUCUUUACCUAUGAAAUACCUUGGAUUACCUUUGGAAGCUCUCCAUAGAUCUGUGUCUAUUUGGGAUGGGGUGAUUCAGAAGAUUGAGACGAGAUUAGCUGGUUGGAAAAAGAUCUAUUUAUCCAAAGGGGGUAGCGUUACAUUAAUUAAAAGCACCUUGUCUAAUUUACCUACUUAUUUCCUCUCUCUUUUUCCUAUUCCAAUGGGGGUGGUAAAAAUAAUUGAGAGGAUUUUUCGAAAUUUCUUAUGGGAUGGUACUGGAGAGCAAAGAAAAUUUCACUUGGUGAAUUGGAAAAAGGUUUGUACUCCGGUGACUUGUGGAGGUUUGGGUGUGCGGAAUUUGACGCUUUUUAAUAAAGCUCUUCUCAGGAAGUGGCUUUGGAGGAUCACUAAAUGUAAAGGGGCUAUUGUGGCGGAUUCUUACUUGUUUUCUAACAACAUGUUAAAUUGGAAUGUGGAAUUCACUAGAGACUUACAGGACUGGGAAGUGAGUGAAGUUGCUGAUUUCUAUGCAAUACUUUAUGAUUCUAAGAUUGAUCAGAACAUGGAUGAUAUGUUGUAG